Messenger RNA from Sebastes umbrosus (honeycomb rockfish), 2359 nucleotides. It is a transcript of the gene cldn7a, whose product is annotated as claudin 7a. The transcript has 4 exons. The record is from RefSeq and is a predicted model, not a curated record. Gene Ontology annotation, molecular function: structural molecule activity. Gene Ontology annotation, cellular component: plasma membrane; bicellular tight junction. The coding region runs from base 599 to 1243 and encodes 214 amino acids. NCBI's taxonomy places the organism in Eukaryota, Metazoa, Chordata, Actinopteri, Perciformes, Sebastidae. Gene Ontology annotation, biological process: cell adhesion; bicellular tight junction assembly.
AUGCCAAAAAUACACUGUCUACUGCAGGUUUAAGUAGAAGGGAAAAAUAAAACUAAAGAAUAUUUAGAGUCAAAUUGAGAAAAGCGAGGUUCAUUUUUGGUGAGGAAAAAGAAAAGAAAACUUUUGAACCAUCAUUUUUUCCUUAAUUUCCAUCUGAAGUAGCUUUAUAACUUUUACUGCAUUUUCUUUUCCCAAUAAAUAAAUACAAUAAUAAUAAUAAUAAUAAAUAAAUAAAAAAACUUGGGAUAAAUAUUCAAACUCCAGAUGCCAUUGUUUGUUACAUUAAUAGGUAUUAAUUUGAUGAGAAUUUAAAAAGAAGUUUAGUGUAUAAUGAAGAGUCUGACACUUCAAAAAAGAGGUUGGAAACUACUAAAGAGAAGACCACCUGUUGCUUUGCUGGAAGCAGAGGGAACAUUUCCCAGCAGCUACCACAGAAGAAGCAUUGCAGCUCCAUGCAUCAGCAGGCAGGAUAAUAAUUAGGCUACACACCCACUUCACACCAUCAGCCACAUCUCGGAUGCCCAUCCCCAACUCAAGACGCAAGGAUAUACAGCAGGACCGUUUUAAGUUCAUUUAGAGAAGGAGACUUUUUCAAACGAUGGCUAACUCUGGUAUUCAGCUGCUGGGAUUUUUCCUGUCGUUAAUUGGCAUCGUUGGACUGAUCAUCGGGACUAUUCUCCCUCAGUGGAAGAUGUCUGCGUAUAUUGGGGACAACAUCAUCACAGCUGUGGCCAUGUACCAGGGGCUGUGGAUGUCAUGUGCUUUCCAAAGCACCGGACAGCUGCAGUGUAAAAUCUACGACUCCAUUCUGCAGCUGGACAGUUCGCUUCAGGCCACUCGCGCCUUGAUGAUAGUUGGCAUCAUCGUGUCCGUCGCAGGUCUGGGCGUGGCCUGCAUGGGAAUGAAGUGCACCACCUGCGCAGGGGGAGACAAGCUACGCAAGUCCCGCAUCGCCAUGACAGGAGGCAUCAUCCUGCUGGUGGGAGGGCUGUGUGCCAUCGUAGCGUGCUCCUGGUUCGCUCAUAAUGUGAUCCGGGCUUUCUAUAACCCCUACACUCCAGUCAACACCAAGUUUGAGUUUGGUGCCGCAAUCUUCAUCGCCUGGGGCGGCUCCCUCCUAGACGUCCUGGGCGGAGCCAUGUUGGCCGCCUCCUGUCCACGCAAGAAACAGGUGUCCAAGUACCCGUCCAUGGCGACCAGUUCCCGCUCCGGUCCGCCGAGCAGCACUAAAGAAUACGUCUGAGAAUGUGCCCCCCUACGAGGCUCGGGACACCAACAGAAGCUGACAAAGAAGGAGUAAACCUGAAGGUGUGAAUCAUAGAGGCAAAGAAUUACUGACUUUUCCUUUUUCUUCAGGCAGACCUUUGAUAACCCCUUUGAUUAUCAUGCAGCACUCUCAGUUGUUUCAUGAAAGAUGUCUCUCACCCCGUCCACACAUUCCACAUUUGUUUACAAGUGAUCUCUCGCAAAUACAUUAUAAUUGGAUCCCCUUAAUAGACAAGCCCCUCGGGGUGUAACCUGUUGCAUUGUAGCCUAAAUGGUGGAUUUUAGCCAACACUUGCACCUCCACGUUAGAACCAGCAUCUAUUAGUAUUUGCCAUGUAAUUGAAAGUAAUCAAUUCGGUGUCUAGGCUGCGACUCAGGGGCUCCGUACAACAGAGACACAGGGUGACAAUACGGUGUUUUAUAUUAACUGUUGGUGGUCCGAAAAUAGAUGUUUCGAUGAGCAGGGUGUGACUUCACACACAGGGCUCACUGUGUAGGGUGGCCCGCAACACACAGGCCUUUUACUACAGCACUCACUACAGGCUCUUCAUACCAGUCUGUUACAAACCCUGCUCAGAUAUGAAAUACUUUAUCAUGUAGUCACCGUGCCGUUAUCACUCUAAUAGCUUCCAUAUCAGCCACUAUGAGAUUAAGCUGCCUCUAUUUAUUUUGACACAACGUAGGAUGAAGUUUUGGCUCCUGUGUAGGUUUUUAUGUAAGAGGUAGAUCACUGUGGCUCAGUAGCUUUCAGACAUUAUAAGGUUUCUAUUAAGGUGUUUUAUGCUCUGAACGGUGUUUUUUUAAAUGUCAUAGUUUUAUAAAUGUGGCUCAUUUAGCAGGUAAAACAGUUUUUAACAUGUCCAAUUGUACUUAAAUAAUAAAGAUAUUACAACUUUGUUAAUUGUGUGGUGGUCAUAGCAGCUGAUUAUAUAGUUGUUUCCCUCCAUUGUUAGAAACAAAGAGCCCAGUUUCUCUUCAUACAACAAAAAUCAACAUCAUUUACUUUUAUCUAAAAAAAGACGUAAGACAGCAAAAAGAAAAACAACCUUAGUUUUCAUCAAAGAGCAUCAAAUCAUAUCAAAAAUGUAUUUUA